CGAUAUUUAAGGAGGAGGAGCACAGGGUAUAUUUCACACACACAGCCGGAGCAGGAGCACUGCAAUCAGCAUGGAGGAGGACAGCAAGACCCCCGGAGAACAAGCAGCAGCCUCGGACUCUCAGAAACCGAGAACAAGAGAGGGUCCCCGAAGUCACAGCUGUCAGCACUGUGACAAGUCCUUUGCAACGUCUAGAUAUCUAUUGAUUCACCAGAGAGUUCACAGCGGAGAGAAACCCUACAGCUGUGACCAAUGUGGGAAAGCUUUCAAACAGAAGUGUCACCUCAACAGACAUAACAUAUCCCACACUGGAGAAAAACCACACAUCUGUGGCCAAUUUGGGAAAGCUUUUUCAUUAGCUAAUGAUUUAAGAGCCCAUUAUGGCAUUCAUACUGGAGAGAAACCAUAUAGCUGCGACCAAUGUGGGGCGGCUUUCUCCAAAAAAUUUCAUUUGAAAACUCACAAUUACAUUCACACUGGAGAGAAACCAUUCAGCUGUGACCAAUGUGAGAAAUCUUUCACCACCAGUAGUGACCUGAAGAAACACAGACGUAUUCAUUCUGGAGAGAAACCACACAGCUGCAACCAAUGUGGAAAAGCUUUCCCAAGGCUAUGUACACUAUAUCGUCACCAGCGUACUCACACUGGAGAGAAACAGUACUGGUGUGACCUUUGUGGGAAGACCUUUGCACGGGCCUACAUCCUACAGGUCCACCGACGCCUUCACACCGGAGAGAAACCCUACUGGUGUGAGCAGUGUGAGAAAACCUUUAUUACGAGUGGUGCGCUGAGUGCCCACCAACGCAUUCACACUGAGUCCAUCUAAAUAGCUUGUUGUUAUGUUAAUGUGCUGCUAUUAAAGGUACUAUUAUUACACUGUU
Molecule: messenger RNA, 881 nt
Organism: Gymnodraco acuticeps
Lineage: Eukaryota; Metazoa; Chordata; Actinopteri; Perciformes; Bathydraconidae
Product: gastrula zinc finger protein XlCGF49.1-like
Exons: 2
Coding region: 71-826 (251 amino acids)
Biological process (GO): regulation of transcription by RNA polymerase II
Cellular component (GO): transcription regulator complex; PcG protein complex
Molecular function (GO): DNA-binding transcription factor activity, RNA polymerase II-specific; RNA polymerase II cis-regulatory region sequence-specific DNA binding
Source: RefSeq, a predicted model, not a curated record